Molecule: messenger RNA, 5646 nt
Organism: Hansenula ciferrii
Lineage: Eukaryota; Fungi; Ascomycota; Saccharomycetes; Phaffomycetales; Wickerhamomycetaceae
Gene: SEC7
Product: Arf family guanine nucleotide exchange factor SEC7
Exons: 1
Coding region: 1-5646 (1881 amino acids)
Biological process (GO): regulation of ARF protein signal transduction
Molecular function (GO): guanyl-nucleotide exchange factor activity
Source: RefSeq, a predicted model, not a curated record
AUGUCAGCAGACGACAGUAUUAGAGAUCAAUCGGAUGUUGAUAGGAAUAAUGAAUCCCAACUUACUGAAUCAACCGCUGUAACUAGUGAUGUUGAAUCAAAAGAUAUAAAAGAAAAUCAUGGUGAUGAUAAGCAAGAUGAUGAUAAUGGAGAUGAAAAUACACAAAAUGAACCAGUAUCGCAAUCCUCUGAUGGUGAUGUUAAUGCCACUGUUACCACUGACACAACUACUAAUGGUAAUGUUGUUAAUGAUGAUAAAAAUGGCCAAGAAAAUGGUCAAAGCAAUGGUGAAGUUAAUCAAUCAACUUCAAAAUCUGAAGAACAAGUUCAAAAAGAAUUGGAUCAAGAUGAUAAAGGUGAAGAUGUAACUGAUGUUGAAACCUCUAAUGAUAUUCCAACUGCACUACCGAAAAUUAUCGCUACAAAUACUAAUAACAAUACAAAUUUAAAUGAUCAAGGUAGACAUUCAAGAGCUGUUUCUGUUGUUUCAAAUAUUUCAGUUGCUUCCAAAAAUUCGACUCAUAUUUCAUUUGUUAAAGCUGCAAUUUCUUCAAUUGCUGAACAUAAAGAAGGUAAAAAGAAUACAACUUUAGUUAAUUUAUCUAAAAAAACAUUGGAUAAAUUAAAUAAUAAUGGAUUUGAUUCAACUUCAGUUUUCGAAACAUUAAGAGUUGCUACCGAGACAAAAAUUGUGGAAAUUGUUGUUAUUGCAUUAGAUUGUAUUUCUAAAAUUUUUACAUUCCAAUUAUUUGAACCAAUUCAAGUUCCACCUCCAAAAAGUAUAACUGCUACAAAUGAUGUUGAUUUACCUGCUGGUGGUGAAACAACUCAAAUAACUCCACCACCUAGAAUCAAUCUAAUAGAUGCUGCUAUUGAAACAGUAGCAAGUUCAUUUGAUGGGGAAGGUACUGAUGAAAGAAUUGAAAUUCAAGUUGUUAGAGCUUUAAUGGCUGGAGUUUUAAAUGAACAAUUACCUGCACAUGGUUCAACUUUAUUAAGAGCUAUUAGACAAAUUUAUAACAUUUUCAUUUUAUCAUUAUCACCAAUUAAUCAAAAUAUUGCUCAAGCAAGUUUAACACAAAUUGUUAAUGUUGUUUUUGAUAAAGUUGAAAAAAUACCGCAUUCUAAAAAUUUACAAAUUAAAAGUUCAAGUUCAAUUAAUGUUAAUGAUUCUGGUUCACAAUCUCCAGGUCAAGGUCCAAGUACUCCAACUCGUCAAAAUUCACUAAUAAAUACAUCAAAUGGUGGUGAACCAUUAACUUUGAAAAAUUUAAAUAAUUUAAAUGAUGAAGAUGAACGUAUUGUUGAUCAAGAAAAUGAAAUUGGUGAUGAAAAUGAUUUAAUUAUUAAAGAUGCAUUCUUAUUAUUCAGAGCCAUGUGUAAAUUAUCAAUUAAAUCAUUGGAAAAUGAAUCAUUAGAUAUGAGAUCUCAUGCUGUUCGUUCAAAAUUGAUUUCUUUACAUAUUAUUCAUUCAAUUAUUAAAGAACAUAUUGAUGUUUUCUUAUCAAAAGAUAUAACAAUUUCUUCACCUUCAACAAAAGAGAAAACUAAAUUAGUUGAUGCUAUAAGACAAUAUUUAUGCUUAACAAUUUCAAGAAAUGCAGCUUCUGCAAUUCCACCAGUUUUUGAAACAACAUUAGAAAUUUUUUGGUUACUUGUUUCAAAUUUAAGAUCUGAAUUUAAAAGUGAAAUCCCAGUUUUCCUUAAUGAAAUUUAUUUCCCAGUUGCAGAAAUGAAAACUUCAACAUCUCAUCAAAAAAGAUAUUUUUUAACCAUAAUUCAAAGAUUAUGUAAUGAUCCAAGAGCUUUAAUUGAAUUUUAUUUAAAUUAUGAUUGUGAUACAUCACUGCCAAAUAUUUGUGAAAAAUUAACAGAUUAUCUUACAAAAUUAGCUUUAACCAAAGUUGAAAUUACUGCAAGUCAAAAAUCUUCUUAUAAAGAACAUGCUUCAAAACCAAUUGCAACUUAUAAUUUAUCUCAAUUACCAUUAUUAUCAAUAUCUAAAUUAUCUUCACAAUCUGCAAUUAAUGAUACAAAUUUACCUUAUCCUGUUGAUUAUUCAUUAAAAAUUACUUCAUUAAGUUGUAUCAUUGCAUUUUUAAGAUCUUUAAAUUCAUGGGCUCAUAAAGGUAUUACACCAGAAACUAGAUCAUCUUCAGGUUUAUUACCAAAUAGAAAAAGAUCAAGUACAAGUGGUUCAGCAGUUCCAUUAUCUCCAUCACUGUCUGUUGAUGAAGUUGAUGAUCCUCAAGAAUUUGAAAAUUUAAAACAACGUAAAACCGCUUUACAAGAUGGUAUUAGACAAUUUAAUUUUAAACCAAAAAGAGGUAUUGCAUAUUUAUUAAAACAAGGUUUUAUUAAAGAUCAAAACCCUUCCACAAUUGCACAAUUUCUAUUAAAACAACCAGGAUUAGAUAAAGCUGUGAUUGGUGAAUAUUUAGGUGAAGGUGAUGAUGAAAAUAUUGCAAUUAUGCAUGCUUUUGUUGAUGAAAUGGAAUUUUCAAAUACUUCAUUUGUUGAUGCUAUGAGAACUUUCUUACAAUCAUUUAGACUUCCUGGUGAAGCUCAAAAAAUUGAUAGAUUUAUGUUAAAAUUUGCUGAAAGAUACCUUGAUGGUAAUCCAAAUGUUUUCGCAAAUGCUGAUACUGCUUAUGUUUUAGCUUAUUCUGUUGUUUUAUUAAAUACCGAUCAACAUUCUACAAAAGUUAAAAAUAGAAUGACAAUUGAUGAUUUUAUUAAAAAUAAUAGAGGUAUUGAUGAUGGUAGAAAUUUAUCUGAUGAAUUUUUAACUCAUAUUUAUCAUGAAAUUGCUAAAAAUGAAAUUAAACUUCAUUCUGAACAACAAGCUGCAUUAUUAGCUGGUGAUAUUGUUCCAAAUCAAACAGGUCCAACUUUCACAUUAUUUGGUGGUAGAGAUAUUAAUAGAGAAGCUUAUAUUCAAGCAUCAAAGGAAAUUUCAAAUAAAACUGAAAAAUUAUUCAAGACUCUUGGUAAAACUAAAGGUGAUAAAAAACAUGUUUUCUAUUCUGCUUCACAUGUUGAACAUGUUAAGUCUAUAUUUGAUACUUUAUGGAUGUCAUUCUUAGCUGCUCUGACUGCACCUUUUAAAGAUAUUGAUGAUGAUGAAACUUUAAGUUCUUGUUUAGAAGGUUUGAAAUUAUCAAUCAAUAUUGCUGCAUCAUUUGGUUUAGAUUAUGCUAGAACUUCAUUUAUUGGUGCAUUAAUUCAAUUUGCUAAUUUAUCAAAUUUAAGAGAAAUUAAAGAAAAAAAUGUCGAAGCUAUUUUAUUAUUAUUAAAAAUUGCUGAAACUAAUGGUAAUAAUUUAAAACAAUCAUGGAGAGAUAUAUUAACUACAAUUUCUCAAGUUGAAAGAUUACAAUUGAUUUCUAAAGGUAUUGAAGCUGAUUUAUUACCAGAUGUCACAAAUGCAAGAGUUCAUAGAACUUCAUUAGAUAGUACUAGAACUACAAAUUCAAAUAAUUUCUUUUUCGGUUUGGGGAGAAGAGCUACACCAGCUGAACAAGCCCAAUCAAAUCAUCAAAAUCAACAAUUAGAUCCUCAUAUUGCUCAAUUAAUUGUUUCUACUGAUAUGAUUGUUGCAAUGGAUAAAGUUUAUACCCAAAGUGCUCAAUUGAAUGGUGGUGCUAUUAUUGAUUUCAUUAAAGCUUUAACGGAAGUUGCAUAUGAAGAAAUUGAAUCAUCAUUGGAUAGUAAUACACCAAGAACUUUCUCAUUACAAAAAGUUAUUGAUGUUUGUUAUUAUAAUAUGGGUCGUAUUAGACUUGAAUGGUCACCAAUUUGGGCUGAAAUGGGUGCUUGUUUUAAUAAAAUUGGUACAAAACAUAAUCUUUCAGUUGUUUUCUUUGCAUUAGAUUCUUUACGUCAAUUAGCUAUGAGAUUUAUGGAUAUUGAAGAACUUUCAGGUUUUAAGUUCCAACAAGAUUUCUUAAAACCAUUUGAUUAUAUUCUAAGAAAUUCAAGAGAUGUUCAAGUUAGUGAAAUGUGUUUGAAUUGUUUAACUAAUUUAAUUCAAUUGAAAGGUACCAAGACCAAAUCUGGUUGGAAAACAAUUUUUUCUGCUUUAAAUUUCACUGCUAGUGAUGUUAAUGAGACAAUUGUUUGGAAAACUUAUGAAUUAGUUAAUUCCAUUUAUAAAGAUCAUUUUGAAACUAUUUUCACGCAUGAAGAUUCAUUUUCAGCUUUAGUUUCUACUUUAAGAGAAUUAGCUAAAAAUACAAAAUUCCAAAGAAUUAGUUUACAUGCGUUACAAAAUAUUAAAACUAUUGUUAUUAAAGUUGCUGAAGUUACUUUAGAUGAUGAAAGUCCAUAUGUUAAGAAUCGUAAGGAUAUUUUCAAAGAGUUAUGGUAUCCUUCAUUAUUUAGUUUUAAUGAUGUUAUUAUGACUGGUGAUGAUUUAGAAGUUAGAUCAACUGCAUUGAAUUUAUUAUUCGAUAUAUUAGUUCAAUAUGGUAAUAGAUUUGGUGUUGAAUUCUGGGAUCAAAUUUGUGUUAGUUUAUUAUUCCCAAUUUUUGGUGUUUUAAGUAAACAUUGGGAAAUUAAUCAAUUCAAUAGUCAUGAUGAUUUAUCAGUUUGGUUAUCAACAACUUUGAUUCAAGCUUUAAGAAAUAUGAUUGCAUUAUUCACACAUUAUUUUGAUCAAUUAAGUAGAAUGCUUGAUGGAUAUUUGGGAUUAUUAAUUUCUUGUAUUUGUCAAGAAAAUGAUACAAUUGCAAGAAUUGGUAGAUCAUGUUUCCAACAAUUAAUUACACAAAAUAUGCAUCGUUUCAAUCAAGAACACUGGGAUAAAGUUACUGAAUCAUUUGAAAAACUGUUUGAUUUAACUACAGCCAUUGAAUUAUUUGAAGCAGAUCCAUUAAGAGAAGAAAAAUCAAGAGAUUUAGAGUCAUCAGAUUCUACACAACAAUUGAAUGAAGCUAAUGGAGUUGAUUUCAGUAAUAAUGGUGAAGACGGAACAAGAAGUAUAAGUAGAUCAACAAGUGCAGAAGAUGUUCGUAGAAAGAACAAAUCUAAAAAUGCAAUUGUGGUUAAAUGUAUUUUACAAUUAUUAAUGAUUGAAACAUUGAGUGAAUUAUUUGAAGAUGAACAAUUUUAUGAAGUUAUACCAUAUGAAUCAUUAGUUAGAAUUUCAGCAUUAUUAGAAAAAUCAUUUAGAUUUGCAAGAAAAUUCAAUGAUGAUUAUAAUUUAAGAGUUAGAUUAUGGGAAUCUGGAGUUAUUGAUAAAUUACCAAAUUUACUGAAACAAGAAUCAUCAUCAUCAGCAGUGUUCAUUAACAUUACAUUCAAAUUACAUAAUGAUGACCAUAAAGUUUCACCAAGGCAAAAAGAAGCAAUUAGUUCAAGUUUAAUACCAAUGUGUGUAUCAAUUGUGGAAAGAUAUGUAUCAUUAGAUGAUAGCUCACAACAAAGAAACAUUUCUACAUGGAGACCAGUUGUUGUGGAGAUUUUACAAGGUUAUUAUGAAUUAGAAGAACAAGAUUUCAUUAAACAUUGUCCACAUAUUUAUGAUUUAGUAUUGAAUAUUCUUGAUAAAAGUGUUCCAACAGAAUUACGUACAGCUAUAAAGAGAUUUUUUUCCAGAAUUGGAGAUGUGUAUAUUAAUGAUGACAAGUCUGAAACUGAAGCCUAA